This is a messenger RNA of Apodemus sylvaticus (European woodmouse), 1882 nucleotides long. It is a transcript of the gene Pctp, whose product is annotated as phosphatidylcholine transfer protein. Gene Ontology annotation, molecular function: phosphatidylcholine intramembrane carrier activity; phosphatidylcholine binding. The record is from RefSeq and is a predicted model, not a curated record. Bases 355 to 783 code for a protein of 142 amino acids. The transcript is spliced from 7 exons. NCBI's taxonomy places the organism in Eukaryota, Metazoa, Chordata, Mammalia, Rodentia, Muridae.
GGAGCUCCAGAAGCCGGCGCUGACCGGGGCCGAUUGGCAGCUCCUGGUGGAGGCCUCAGGCAUAACCAUUUACCGGCUGCUGGACCAGCUCUAUCGGGACCAUCCUCUCCAACAUCAAACGUUUGCCUGAACUUCGUUUCAUCUGAGUAAUGGAAUAAACAGUUGAAAACAGGGCAGUGAGGAGCUGAAAGCAGAACCAGUGUCUGUCGUAAGACUGGCUGUCCAUGGUGUUCCGGUUCAUGACCCCUGGGAGCAAGUGUGGUCCUCUGAGUAGUACUGUCAAGUGGACUUUAUGAGUACAAAGUGUUUGGCAUCCUGGAAGGUUGCUCACCAGCUCUCCUUGCAGACGUUUACAUGGACUUAGACUACAGGAAAAAAUGGGACCAGUAUGUGAAAGAGCUCUAUGAGAAGGAGUGCAAUGGACAGAUGGUGGCAUAUUGGGAGGUGAAGUACCCUUUCCCACUGUCCAACAGAGAUUAUGUCUACACCCGCCAGCGGCGAGACCUGGAUGUGGACGGGAGGAAGAUCUACGUGGUCCUGGCCCAGAGUAUCUCUGUACCUCAGUUUCCCGAGAAGUCUGGGGUGAUCCGAGUGAAGCAGUACAAGCAAAGCCUGGCGAUUGAGAGCGAUGGCAAGAAGGGGAGCAGAGUUUUCAUGUACUACUUUGAUAACCCGGGUGGCCAAAUUCCGUCCUGGCUCAUUAACUGGGCAGCCAAGAAUGGAGUUCCAAACUUUUUGAAGGACAUGGUGAAAGCGUGUCAGAACUACCACAAGAAAACCUAAGGAAGAGACUGGGACCCCGGCAUCCAUGAAGGACAUCUCUGAAUGAGCUACACCAACUGAGGCUCACCCUUCCGUUCACACUUCCUGUCUUCAAAGCACUGCACACUCCCCAAGCAAGCUUGCCUCUGUCCGGCUCCAUCGCUGCCUUCUUUCCCACUGGUCGUACUCAGAGCCUGCUACCUUCUUCCACUAUUGAAUGGGAGGGCCCGUGCUUGUUUAUGUUUCAUUGGGGAGAUCCUGAGUGGGGGAAAAGGAGCCAUUCUGUUGUGCUGUUUUUGGUGGGAUGAGUGAGAGGAGGAAGGAUAACAAGAUGUAAGAGCGGCCCUUCCUGGAAAGCAGGCUCUCUUGCAACUAGCAUUGGCUUUUGGUCCACAGUUGACCUUCCAUGUUCGAAUACUGGAGAUACAGUGAUGUCUGUUCUCUUGAUGCCUCAGUGACCCGGGUAGGCUGGGAUUUGAGGGGACGAGCAACUGUGGCUGUGUUCCUACUUGGGCUGCAUCAGUAGUUGCUGUGAUAUCAGACCACUCUGAGGAGUGUCCCAGGACUGACUGAGCACAUGCUGAGAUGACCAAGUUUCCCUAAUUGCCCACAUCUGGAUUUUUCCUUUCUCAUAAUCCACUGAGAAAAAGCUAUCUAGACCUUUCUAGUUGUGCAUUCGACUGCAAGCCUAAGGCUUUAAAGAUAGCUUGUGCAUAGCCCGAGGAUAGUGUCUUCCUAGGUACGAAGGUGACCUUCCAUUCUAGAGAGUUUGGAGAUGUUGAAGGGACAAUAAUGGUUUACAAUGGAGUGAAAUUGAAGUAGUGAUUUGAUGUGCUCUUUCCCUUUUUUCUUAGGAAUUCUACCUCUUUAAAACAGGGACUCAGAACCCUGCGGUUGAUCCUCAAUUUUUGUAGGAAAAUAUAUUCUGUGGCCAAGACACAGCCUUAAUGAUCUCAGGGAAAAGUUGUGACCACUCUGUGCAAACCAUGAUUAACAGAUAUGGAAACUCAGGAUGCAAAAGCAGAAGAAAGGGAUUAUUUAAGUGCGAUUCCUUAGUGUGUAUGUUCUUUCUGGGAAGAAAGUUGUGUUCUGUGAAUAAACACAGUGACUUAUGCUUUUC